CCAACAACACCAACAACCAACACCAGUGCAGUUUUGUAAACAACCGUGCAAGAAAAAAAAGAGAGGUGUGCAACAGAGAGCCAGCCUUCCUCAGCGUCGACCGAGGAGAACUCUGAAAAACUGGCCGCUUCAAUGCAUCACAGAGGACCGAGACAGCAGCAGUGGGGAUCAUGGAUGUGUGCGACCUGUUCAGCAGCUGCAGAAAGGGCGACGUUUGCAGAGUCAGAUACCUUGUUGAACAAAGAGACGUGGACCUCAAUGUAAGAGAUAAAUGGGACAGCUCCCCUCUGUAUUAUGCUUGUCUCUGCGGUCACGAGGAAGUGGUCCAGUACCUGUUGGCUAAUGGUGCCAAGUGUGAAGCCAACACGUUUGAUGGCGAGCGGUGUAUGUACGGCUCUCUGAACGAUUCUGUCCGACGCCUGCUCAAAGAUUAUAAGUGCAUCAGCGUGCGCGCCAUGCAGCGGGACGACUUCAACUACUUUCUGCACAUGUUACUGGAGCAAGGUCAACACAGCGACGUCAAGUUCCUGGUUCAUGGACAAGUAUUUACGGCCCACCGAUGCGUCCUCAGUGCACGCUCAGAGUACUUCACCGAUAUGUUUGAGACCAAGUGGAAAGGGAAGACCUUGAUCACCCUCAAACACCCUUUGAUCAACCCUGCAGCCUUUGGAGCAAUCCUGCAAUAUUCCUAUACAGGACGUAUGGAUAUUGAUAUAAGCCUCGUGGAGGACUGCAGACGACUUGCCAAACAGUGCAAGAUGGAAGUUCUAAUAGAGGAGCUGGAGAAGAAAUGCAAACAGCUGUAUGAAUUUGUGUCCAACAAGCCGGGAAUCUGUGUGAAGGUUCUCAGCCUGGAUCCUCACAUCUGUCAACUUCAGGAGGAGUUGGCUCAGUUAGCAGACUGUGCACUUCCCAUUGAACUGAGAGUUGGAUUUGGCGAACUUCCCUUUAACAGAGUCGACCGCUUCCCUACUUACCCCGACAUCUGCUUCAGAGUCGAGGGCUCCAACUUCUUGUGCCAUAAGGCGUUUUUCUGCGGACGUAGUGAUUAUUUUAAAGCCCUGCUGGAGGACCACUUCAGUGAGGGGGAGCAGCUUCAGUCCCAGCCCAGCACCCCAGUGAUUACUUUACACAACAUUUCCCAUGAAAUAUUCAUCCACGUCAUGUAUUACAUCUACACCAAUUACACGGAGCUAAUAACGGAUGUCGUGUUUGACGUGCUGUGCGUGGCCGACAUGUAUCUGCUGACGGGGCUGAAGCGUCUUUGUGGGAAGACGCUCUCCAAGACUAUAUGCGAGGACAACGUUGUGUACAUGUGGAAGAUGGCCAAGCUUUUCCGUCUCUCUCGGCUGGAGGAUAACUGCACAGAGUUCAUGGCCAAGAUCAUUGAGCGGCUGGUGGAGCAGGCCGAGUUCGCAGAGAUCAUCAAGGAGGACGCUGCGUCCGUGGAGGACCGGCAAGAGACGGACUCCGUCCCCCUGGUGGACGAAAUCCGCUACCACAUCACGGGCAACGUGCAGACCUUCAGUGCGAUAGAGGAGACCAAUCAGAAACUGGAGGCUUUGGAGGAAUUGCUCUCCAACAUCAAUAUUUACUGCUGAGGGGUCGGCAGGUUGUGGUUUGUGUUUGUAGUAGCGGUGCAAGGUUUGAAGUUUUUAAGGUGGAUGGUUUGGGAUGGGAUAUAUAUGAUGCUGCUAACAGAGAGACAAAAAGGGUGUCUGUGGGUUUUUAUUUUAUUUACAGUAUAUUAUACAGAAUAUAUAUUUUCAGAAGAUUAUUCUGAUGCGUAUUUAGAUAAAGCUCUUAAGGUGAGGUCUGCGAUUCUGGAGAAAUAUUGUUGAUGUUUGAACUAAACUCCCAAAACGAAUCCUUUACUUUGAAUUUCGCCUUUUUAUUCAUCCAAGACCUUUUCCCUGUCCAGUGCACCAGCGUGAGCGCCCCCUAGUGCUGAAUAGUGUUGUGUUUUCCGUUUAAAGAGUGUUUGUAUGAACGACUAUAUACUACGAUUCUUUUUAUCAGCGCGCACACAGAAUGGACAGCUUGUGGAAAAGUUCUUUGCUGAAUUUAACGAAAAGAGUUUCGGAUUAGAAUCGCUGACUGCACCUUUAAAUUAUUUUUUCAGUAAGACAUAUCAAAAAGACAUUUGGUAUACAGUACGAAGAUGUGCAAGACGGGCUUUGGGGAAAUUGUGUAUGAUACAUUUACACAUGCGUGGAUUUGUUUUAGGCAUUAUUUGUAGCCACUAGAAUCUAGACUAGCUAGUUAUUUAGCUCUUUUAAACUGUACUUUGGCCCUAACAAAGUUAAGCACCAGCUUUCAAAGCAAAACUCCAAUGAGAUUUUAUUUUUAUGCUCUUAAAAAGUUUCAACGAAUGCAUGUCACGCAUGCACCAACAUGCACUUGACAACAAUGGGUAAUAAAGACGGAACAGUGCAGUAUAAGUUCACUUCAUUCACCCAGAAAAUAUUUUUAACCUCUCAAUUCUUAUGUUUUGUUACAUAGAAUAAAGUUUUAUGGAUUUCAUGCGCAGAAGAAAGCACCUUUUGUUUUGGAUUUGAUUGGAUGUGGCGGCUGAACGUCACACCAUUCUACCUGUAACAUUGCUCCUCUGUGACACUUUAUUAAUUCAUCUUACACUUAUGAACCCUUCAACAUAUUCCUGCUCUUUAUUCAAACCUUGGAUGGAAUAACUCAUUUCCUGUUGCCUUGUGUGCGACAAACCUCUCUUGCCCAGUGUGCUCACGGGAAAAUAAAGCUGUUACAAAAAUGUUUGCAUGUAAAAUCCACCAUGCAAUAAUGGAAAAACUACUGCUCUUGGUUUUUGCAAUUAAACGUGGUAUUGCAAGCACGUGUUGUUUUAUUCAGCAUCAUUAAU
Messenger RNA from Anoplopoma fimbria (sablefish), 2875 nucleotides. It is a transcript of the gene abtb1, whose product is annotated as ankyrin repeat and BTB (POZ) domain containing 1. Gene Ontology annotation, molecular function: protein binding. The record is from RefSeq and is a predicted model, not a curated record. The coding region runs from base 171 to 1601 and encodes 476 amino acids. Gene Ontology annotation, cellular component: ubiquitin ligase complex; cytoplasm. The transcript is spliced from 12 exons. NCBI's taxonomy places the organism in Eukaryota, Metazoa, Chordata, Actinopteri, Perciformes, Anoplopomatidae.